Prunus avium (sweet cherry) is the source of this 1389-nucleotide messenger RNA. RefSeq names its product Galactose oxidase/kelch repeat superfamily protein. The record is from RefSeq and is a predicted model, not a curated record. Gene Ontology annotation, biological process: negative regulation of cytokinin-activated signaling pathway; regulation of phenylpropanoid metabolic process. NCBI's taxonomy places the organism in Eukaryota, Viridiplantae, Streptophyta, Magnoliopsida, Rosales, Rosaceae. Gene Ontology annotation, molecular function: protein binding.
UGCCAAUGGAGGGAAACAUGAAACACUAGCAGGUAGGAGACCCUUCUUCUAUUUCUUGAAUAGGAAUCGAACACUGCCUUCAAAAUUAUAAAAGCCCCCUCUGAGCAGUCCCAGGAGCUCAAAUUAAAAAACCCAUCUCUCAGAAUUCCAAAACCCAUCUCUCAGAAUUCAUAAAAUCUCUCUCAGAAUUCAAAAACCCAAAACUCUGUUUUUGUUUGAUACCCAUUUGUGUACCAUGGUCCUGAUUUCUGGUCUGCCUGACGAUAUAGCCUAUGACUGUCUAAUUCGUAUCCAAUAUGAUCAGUUCCCAGCUAUGGCAUCGGUUUGCAAGGGUUGGAAGGCUGAGGUUGAGCUGCCGGAGUUUCAUCGGCUUAGGAAGGCUGGUGGCCAUAGCCAAAAACUCAUGGUGAUGGUUCAAUCACAUGUUGUCUCAAAUCAUGGUGUUGGUGUCUUCAAGUGCCCGGAUAGCCCGGUUUACCGGCUCACUCUUUGUGAACCGGAUUUGGGUAAUUGGUCCGAGUUGCCGCCGCUUGCCGGUUUUGCUACUGGACUACCCAUGUUUUGCCAACUCGCAGCGGUCGGGUCGGAUUUGGUGGUGAUCGGCGGUUGGGAUCCCAUGACAUGGACCAUCUCGAAUUCCGUGUUUGUCUACAACUUUGUGUCUGCCACGUGGAGGCGUGGGGUUGAUAUGCCAGGUGGUGCUCGAAUUUUCUUUGGAUGCUCCUCGGAUUCUGAUCGGAUGGUGUUCGUUGCCGGUGGACAUGAUGAUGAGAAGAAUGCGUUGAGAUCGGCAAUAGCAUACGACGUGGCGAAAGAUGAGUGGAUUUCAUUGCCGGACAUGGCAAGAGAACGCGACGAAUGUAAGGCAAUUUUCCAGCAUGGCAAGCUCCAUGUCAUCGGUGGCUAUUGUACCGAAAAGCAAGGCCGUUUCGAAAGAAGCACCGAAACAUUCAAUAUCUCCACGUGGCAGUGGGACCAAGUACAAGACGACUUCUUGCUAGUUGCCACGUGUCCAAGGACGUGCGUGGAUGGUGACGACGAGACAAUGUACAUGUGUCGUGGCGGUGACGUGGUGAAACAUAGACGCGGAACAUGGAAAUUCGUGGCGAAGCUGCCAGCUCAGGUGCGUAAUCCGGCUUGCGUGACAGCGUGGCAGGGCAAAGUAUUAGUGAUUGGAUGUGCAGGGUUUGGGGAGCCCCACAUGGCUUACAUGCUACAUUUGGACAAUUACACAUGGACAAAACUAGAGACCCCUCACAAGUACUCUGGUCAUGUUCAAUCAAGUUGUCAUUUGGAGAUUUGAGUCUUAGCAUCCAACUAUCAUUACUUGUAGAUUAAGCUGAAAACAUGUUUAUUUUGGGUCAUGUUUUUGUGUUAAUACUAUAAAUA